GUUUAAGAUGCUGAUGCUGAUGUGGAUUACAGUGGUGAUUUUUAGUCAUACAGAUUCUGCCCAAAUGAACAUCGUCAAUCAGCCAAACCCAGUGAUCACUGCAGCUUCUGGAGAUAACGUGACUCUACAUUGCCUUCGAAUGAAAGAUGGAACCACUGAAGCCAUCACUUGGUACAAACAAGCAUUAGGACACGAGCCUCGUGCAAUGGUCACAGUUUAUAAACUAGCACAGAAGCACAUUUUUGAAGAUCAGUUCAACUCGCCGAGGUUUUCUGUGGAGAAUUUAAAAGAAAGCUGCAACUUGAAAAUUACUAACGUGGAACCAUCAGAUGAAGCCGUGUAUUACUGUGGAUUAAAAAAGCUUAUAAUAGUGUUUGGAAAAGGAACUUUUUUAUCAGUAAGAGGUGAUGGAGAUGUAAAAGUGUCAGUGUUCCAGAGCGGCGUGUCGGACUCGGUUCCUGCAGGAGCGUCAGUGACUCUGCAGUGCUCGGUUCUCUCUGAGAGCAGAUCAGCAGAAUUCCAAGUGCUCUGGUUCAGAGCUGCUCCACCACAAUCCCAUCCUCAAAUCAUUUACACUCAUCACAACAGCAGCCGUCAGUGUGAGAGCGGCUCUUCUACACACCCCUGUGUGUACAACUUCUCCAAGAACAUCCUCAGCCUCAAUGAUACUGGAACUUACUACUGCGCUGUGGCCGUGUGUGGGAAGAUCAUUUUUGGGAACGGGACACGAGUACAAUUGAAAGAAUCUGUGGAUCCUGUAGUGAUCUUCCUCGCUGUAGCUUUGGGAGUGUGUGUGAUUGUGAUCUCUGUUCAAGUUGUUUUAUUCUGUAAAUGGAGGAACCGUGAACAACACACACGUAAGUGUUCAAUAGACCGUGACUCUGUGGAGCUGAAUUAUGCUGCCUUACAUUUUAAUGAAAAGAAAAGCAAAGGAGGAAGAAAAAGCAGAGAACGACCUCAAGACAGCGUGUACUCUGAAGUCAGAUCUCUCGCCACGACUUAA
Messenger RNA from Ictalurus furcatus (blue catfish), 1003 nucleotides. RefSeq lists its product as uncharacterized. Gene Ontology annotation, biological process: response to bacterium. Bases 8 to 1003 code for a protein of 331 amino acids. The record is from RefSeq and is a predicted model, not a curated record. NCBI's taxonomy places the organism in Eukaryota, Metazoa, Chordata, Actinopteri, Siluriformes, Ictaluridae. The transcript is spliced from 5 exons.